Messenger RNA from Kluyveromyces lactis, 795 nucleotides. It is a transcript of the gene MET16, whose product is annotated as phosphoadenylyl-sulfate reductase (thioredoxin). The record is from RefSeq and is a predicted model, not a curated record. Gene Ontology annotation, molecular function: phosphoadenylyl-sulfate reductase (thioredoxin) activity. Lineage: Eukaryota; Fungi; Ascomycota; Saccharomycetes; Saccharomycetales; Saccharomycetaceae. The transcript has a single exon. Gene Ontology annotation, cellular component: cytoplasm. Bases 1 to 795 code for a protein of 264 amino acids.
AUGAGUCAACAAGUGUUUCAGCUGAAUAACGCAGUAACGGUAACUCAAGAAGAAAUCGAUCAUUGGAAUGAAAAGUUAAGUGAAUUGUCACCUGAAGAAAUUAUACGUUGGGCUAUCGUUACUUUCCCACAUUUAUUUCAAACCACUGCGUUUGGCUUAACUGGGUUGGCUACUAUCGAUAUGCUUUCUAAGAUUAAUCAAAAUGAAACAGAACCAAUCGUUCCAUUAAUAUUUAUUGAUACAUUGCACCAUUUCCCUCAGACGUUAGAGCUUUUGAAAGUGGUAGAAACUCGGUAUUACAAGCCAAGAGGACAGAAUGUCAAUGUAUAUCAGCCGAAAGAUUGUGGUUCGGAGCAAGAAUUUGCUGCCAAAUACGGUGAUUUCUUAUGGGAUACAGACGAUGAUAAAUACGAUUUCCUAGUCAAGGUGGAACCUGCUCAUAGAGCUUAUAAGGAAUUGCAAGUGACUGCUGUAUUCACUGGUAGAAGAAAGAGUCAAGGUGGUGCAAGGUCGAAUCUGAAAUUCAUCGAAUUGGACGAAUUCAAUCAUAUCAUCAAGAUCAACCCGCUAGCGAACUGGGACUUCAACCAAGUGCAAAGUUAUAUCCGUGAUAAUAACGUACCUUACAAUGAAUUGCUAGAUCUAGGAUACCGGUCGAUUGGUGAUUAUCACUCUACACAACCUGUUCAAGAAGGUGAGGAUGAGAGAUCAGGCAGGUGGAAGGGUAAGGCAAAGACGGAAUGUGGGAUUCACGAGACAAGCAGAUUUGCACAAUAUCUCAAACAAAGAGAAUGA